This is a messenger RNA of Elephantulus edwardii (Cape elephant shrew), 858 nucleotides long. RefSeq names its product RNA-binding motif protein, X chromosome-like. Bases 1 to 858 code for a protein of 285 amino acids. The record is from RefSeq and is a predicted model, not a curated record. Gene Ontology annotation, molecular function: RNA binding. Gene Ontology annotation, cellular component: spliceosomal complex. The transcript has 2 exons. NCBI's taxonomy places the organism in Eukaryota, Metazoa, Chordata, Mammalia, Macroscelidea, Macroscelididae. Gene Ontology annotation, biological process: positive regulation of mRNA splicing, via spliceosome.
AUGGUGGAAGCGGACCGCCCAGGAAAGCUUUUCAUUGGAGGACUCAACCUCGAAACUGAUGAGAAAGCCCUCGAAGUCGCCUUCGGCAAAUACGGCCGCAUAGUCGAGGUGCUCCUGAUGAAAGACCGAGAAACCAACAAAUCGAGGGGCUUCGCGUUCAUCACCUUCGAGAGCCCAGCCGACGCCAAGGCCGCCAUCAGGGAUAUGAAUGGCAAGUCCCUGGAUGGUAAGACCAUCAAGAGAGAGGGCUUCUCGGGCCCGCCGCGCCGCGACCCCCCGCCGCGCCGCGACCCCUACCUGGGGCCCCGGGAGGAGGGCUACUCCCCCCGCGAUAGCUACUCGAGCCGCGACUACCCGAGCGCCCGCGAGUUCGCGCCCUCGCCCCGCGACUACGCCUACCGCGACUAUGGCCACUCGAGCGGCCGCGAUGACUGCCCUUCGAGAAGCUACAGCGACCGAGACGGCUACGGGGGUCGCGAGCGCGACUACGCCGAGCACCCGAGCGGAGGCUCCUACCGAGAGGUCUUCGAGGGCUACGGGGACCCGCGCGGCGCCGGCUCGGUGCGGGGCCCGCCGCCCAACUUCGGCGGGGGCGGCGGCCGCUACGAGGAGUACCGGGGCUGCUCCCCCGACGCCGCCUACGGGCGAGGCCGCGACGCUUACGCCGGCGGUCGCAGCGACCGCUACUCCCGAGGCCGCGAACGCGUGGGCCGGUCGGAUCGUGGGCUCCCCUCGUCCGUGGAGAGGGGGUGCCCGCCGCCGCGGGAUUCCUACAGCAGGUCGGGCCGCAGAGCGCCCAGGGGCGGAGGCCGCCUUGGAAGCCGCCCAGAGCGAGGAGGAGGCCGGAGCAGAUACUAA